Molecule: messenger RNA, 1206 nt
Organism: Sugiyamaella lignohabitans
Lineage: Eukaryota; Fungi; Ascomycota; Dipodascomycetes; Dipodascales; Trichomonascaceae
Gene: PRB1
Product: proteinase B
Exons: 1
Coding region: 1-1206 (401 amino acids)
Biological process (GO): proteolysis
Molecular function (GO): serine-type endopeptidase activity
Source: RefSeq, a predicted model, not a curated record
AUGCAUUACAAGUCUGCUUUUAUCUCUCUUGCCCUAGUAGGUUUAGUUGUCAGUCAACCUAUAGGGUCGCAAUCUCCAAAAGAUUAUGUUGUCGUUUGGCAUGAAAGCACUACUCCUGAAGAGCGAAGCAAGCACAUACACAUGCUCAGCAAGCGUGAUUCUUCUGCGAACAUUAAGGGCCACUUUACCAUUGGUAACUCAGUAGGAAUUCAUGGAGAGUUCACGCCAGAUCUGGUGAAUGCUCUGAGUCUUCACCCUGCUGUAGAUAUUGUUGAGCCAGAUACUCUCGAGUAUGGACAACAGACGUUAUACACUCAGAACGAGGCCCCGUGGGGGUUAUCCAGAAUUUCUCACCUUCAAUUUGCUCCAAAUAACACAUAUGGCAAUGGUGAAUACCUGUUCUUGAGCGGGAAUGGUGAGCAUACUACAGUCUAUAUUCUAGACACUGGAAUUAGGACAACUCAUGUAGAAUUUGCAAACAGAAUUCGAUGGGGACAAAAUUUUGUCGAUGACAUCAACGACGAUGAAAAUGGCCAUGGUACACAUGUAGCAGGUACUGCUGCUGGUUCAUCAGUUGGUGUCGCGAAAUAUGCCGAUAUUGUGGCGGUAAAGAUUUUGAACGCCGACCAAACAGGCACGUUAUCAAACUUCCUUAAGGCAAUGUCAUGGAUAGUUGAUGACUACAAACAACAAAUUGCAUCAAACUCUACAUCACAUGCGGUCAUUAACUAUUCUGCUAUUGGUGAGACCUCCGACGCGAGAGAUAAAGCAAUUGGUGCUGCAAUCGAUGCUGGCAUAUUCUUUGUUGGGGCAUCAGGAAAUAAGGAAGAAAAUGCAUGUGAUUUUGGUCCACCAAACUUUGGCCCCAAUCGUAAAGGUCAGCUUAUUGUUGCUGCCCUCAAUUCCACGGAUGAACCAGCAUCUUUCACCAACUACGGACCUUGCAUCGACGUUUACGCACCUGGUGUAGAGGUUAGAAGUAGUCUAAAUAAUUCCGACACUGAUUAUGGUCUUAUGAGUGGUAGUUCAAUGGCAGCUCCUCAUGUUGCAGGUUUGGUUGCAUACUAUUGGUCUCUUAAUCAAUCUUUCUCAAUGGAUGAGAUUUCCGCUUUGAUUAAGAACAGCAAUGCUGGAUCUGUCUUGAACAACUUUCCGGACACUGUCAGUAAUAUUGCUUUCAACAUGGCCAACAUCACUCAGAAUUAA